AUGUCCACAAUUAUAACGAUAUAUUUCUUCACUUUCGACAUCCCUGGCGGCGUCUGGGCGGCGACCAAGGCGCAGGGUCAAGGCCCCCGACCGGAGGCGGGGAUCGGAAUGGACCUUCGGAGAGGGGGGGACGAAACACGCGCGUCGGCCGGAUCAUCUCGCGUCUCACUCCAUCUUAUCAGACCGCGAACCAGUAAGAAGGAGAAGGCGGUUUUGCACGCCACUUCGCUGGUCGUACACCGCACCUGUCGGGACGUGGAGGUGCCUCGUGGUACACGUCAAACUCGACGUGGAAUGCAC
Molecule: messenger RNA, 300 nt
Organism: Iphiclides podalirius (scarce swallowtail)
Lineage: Eukaryota; Metazoa; Arthropoda; Insecta; Lepidoptera; Papilionidae
Source: the annotation of a GenBank genome assembly